Molecule: messenger RNA, 972 nt
Organism: Fusarium tjaetaba
Lineage: Eukaryota; Fungi; Ascomycota; Sordariomycetes; Hypocreales; Nectriaceae
Product: NADPH-dependent beta-ketoacyl reductase (rhlG)
Exons: 4
Coding region: 1-972 (323 amino acids)
Cellular component (GO): cytoplasm
Molecular function (GO): oxidoreductase activity, acting on the CH-OH group of donors, NAD or NADP as acceptor
Source: RefSeq, a predicted model, not a curated record
AUGGCCGAGAUAUUCUUCUCCUCAGAUAUCGCAGAUAAUGUGAAGGAGAAGGUGGUUGUCAUGACAGGCGGUGCGCAGGGAAUUGGAGCAGCAACGGUUUCCCUGUUAUACGAGAGAGGCGCCCAUGUUUAUUUCGGCGACUUGGACGAUGUCAAGGGCCGUCAAAUGGUUAGUCAUGUCCACUCGAGCAUACCGCACAGCAACGGUUCAGUCCAUUUCCAAAAGCUCGACGUUCGCAACUACAACCAACAACUUCAGCUCUUCAAGACCGCCUAUGAAGAGCGAGGUCAUGUCGACAUUGCAAUCUCUUGCGCUGCUGUCGUAGAACCGACUGGUUGGUUUGGACCGGACCAACUUACCCUCGACGCGGUGGAGACAGAACCCCAGCCGCUCAAGAAUGUCAUCGACAUCAACCUCACGAGCGUUGUUCUCUUUUGUCGACUAGCAAUCGCCUUUAUGAAGGCAGAUAAGGACCAGGCCAAGCCAAAUGAAUUGUCCAAGUCUAUUGUCUUGAUCUCUUCUAUCGCUGGAAUAGUCGAAGCUGCCGGUCUCUUCGCCUACAGUGCUUCAAAGCAUGGCAUUAUAGGGCUGAUGAGAUCCUUACGAGCGCUAGCUUCAGCCAAGUACAACAUUCGCAUCAACGCCGUGUGUCCCUGGGCAACAGAUACGCAGAUGAUCGAUAACGUUCGUUCGAUCUGGGACGAGCAUCAUCUCCCGCUGAAUUCACCCAAGGACGUUGCGCAGUUUGUCACUCAGCUCGCAACUGACAACUCUUUGAGUGGGAAGUCUGUUCUGGUCGCUGGUGGUAGAGGGUAUGACACAGAGGAGGGCAUCGAUAGGACCAUGUCUGAAUGGUUUGGACCUCUUACGGAAGAGUUUUGGCGGGGACAAAAGGCCUUUGGAACGGUGAGGACUAUUAUUUGCUUAUGUGAUUUCCUUUUGAGGAAUAUGCGCCGUCUUCAUAUGAGUUAG